This is a messenger RNA of Talpa occidentalis (Iberian mole), 1949 nucleotides long. Its product is annotated as HLA class I histocompatibility antigen, alpha chain G-like. The transcript has 9 exons. The coding region runs from base 1 to 1356 and encodes 451 amino acids. NCBI's taxonomy places the organism in Eukaryota, Metazoa, Chordata, Mammalia, Eulipotyphla, Talpidae. The record is from RefSeq and is a predicted model, not a curated record. Gene Ontology annotation, cellular component: external side of plasma membrane. Gene Ontology annotation, biological process: antigen processing and presentation of endogenous peptide antigen via MHC class I via ER pathway, TAP-independent; positive regulation of T cell mediated cytotoxicity; antigen processing and presentation of endogenous peptide antigen via MHC class Ib. Gene Ontology annotation, molecular function: signaling receptor binding; peptide antigen binding.
AUGCAGAUCUUUGUGAAGACCUUGACAGGCAAGACCCUCACCCUUGAUGUGGAACCCAGUGACACUAUCGAGAAUCUGAAGGCCAAGAUCCAGGACAAGGAAGUCCUUGCCUCUGACCAGCAGAAGCUGAUCUGUGCCUGGAAGCAGCUGGAAUAUGGGUGCACCCUGUCUGACUACAAUAUCCAGGGGUCCACUCUUCAUUUUGUCCUGCACUUGAAGGGAGUUUACUUAAAUCGGAGCCCUGGCUGCAGCGCUAGACCAGGCUCCCACUCCCUGAGGUGUUUCUCCACCGCGAUGUCCCGGCCCGGCCGCGGGGAGCCCCGCUUCAUCUCGGUGGGGUACGUGGACGACACGCAGUUCGCGCGGUUCGACAGCGACUCCCCGGGCCGGAGGAUGGAGCCGCGGGCGCCCUGGGCGGAGCGUGAGGGCCCGGAGUACUGGGCGCGGGAGACGGGGACCGCGAAGGACAAGGCGCAGACCUUCCGAGUGAACCUGAGUGUCCUGCGCGGCUGCUACAACCAGAGCGAGGCCGGGUCUCACACCCUCCAGGAGAUGUACGGCUGCGACGUGGGGCCCGACGGGCGCUUUCUCCGCGGGUACUGGCAGUUCGCCUACGACGGCACCGAGUACAUCGCCCUGAGCAAGGACCUGCGCUCCUGGACCUUGGCCGACACUGCGGCUCAUACAGAUCUGUGCGAGUUGAAGGCACUGAGUCAGGUGGACCACUUCAGGCACUACCUGGAGGGGGAGUGCGUGGAGUCACUGAACAGAUACCUGGAGAACGGGCAUGAGAGGCUACAGCGCUCAGAUCCCCCAAAGACACAUGUGACCCUCCACUCCACCUCUGAGCAUGAGGUCACUCUGAAGAGCUGGGCCCUGGACUUCUACCCUGCAAACAUCAACAUGACCUGGCAGCGAGAUGGGGAGGACCUGACGGACAUAAAACUGGUGGAGACCAGGCCUGGGGGAGAUGGAACCUUCCAGAAGUGGGCGGCUGUGAAUGUUUCUUCUGGAGAGGAGCAGAGAUACAAGUGCAAUGUGCAGCAUGAGGGGCUGCUGGAGCCCCGAGUCCUGAGAUGGGUGCCCCCUCCUCAGUCCUCCAUCCUCACCGCGGGCAUCAUUGCUGGUCGGGUUCUCCUUGGAGCUGUGCUCACUGGAGCUGUGGUGGCUGCAGCUGUGAUCUGGAGGAAGAAGCGCUCAGGCAGCAACAGUGCCCAUGGCUCUGCGGUGUUUCUCAUAUCUCCUAAAGUAGCACCUGUCCCAGCAGGACCUGAGAUCACAGAGACUCAGACAUCACCUGGACCUGUCUUGUCUCCAGGAUGGGAGUGGAGGCUACAAGUGGCCGGGUCAGCCUAGGCUCAGGCCAGAGUUUGGUGCUCAGUCCUCAUACUCUCUUCUUGCUGUUGCCUUACCCUUAAGUAACUCUACCCAGAGUGCGGACAGGGAGAACGGCUGCUUCCUAGUGUGGUCAUCGUGGGCCUAACGUGACCUUUGAGAAAAAGUUUGAUGACUUCAUCCCACACAUGGCUACUUAGAAGAUGGUGACCCCUGUCUAACCACUCUCCUCUCUACCCUGAACUGGGGGGGAAGCCAGGAAGACAGAGGGAGGACCCAGCAGCCAGAGGUGAGCAGCAACCAUUCCAGAGAGAGCCCUUUGGCCCGCACAGGCCUGCUAGAAACUGGCAUCUCCCGCACACCCAUGGAUCUAUGCCCACCCCAUCCCAAACUGCAAGUGAAGCCAAGAAGGCAGAGGAAGGGCCCAGCAGCCAAAGAUGAAGAUGUACACACAGGGAAGAGACCAGCAGCCUACAAAGAUGUGGUGACCUCCAAGGCCAGACCAUCACAACAGCACAUCCAGAGCAUCACUGUCCUUGGGAGGCGUGGUGGGACAGCACCAGACCCAGCCCGACUACCAGACCUGGAGGAGGAGUACUAUUCCAUUUUGUGUG